This is a messenger RNA of Exophiala bonariae, 852 nucleotides long. RefSeq lists its product as uncharacterized. Gene Ontology annotation, cellular component: fungal-type cell wall. The coding region runs from base 1 to 852 and encodes 283 amino acids. The record is from RefSeq and is a predicted model, not a curated record. NCBI's taxonomy places the organism in Eukaryota, Fungi, Ascomycota, Eurotiomycetes, Chaetothyriales, Herpotrichiellaceae. The transcript has a single exon. Gene Ontology annotation, biological process: fungal-type cell wall polysaccharide metabolic process.
AUGGACCAGAAAUCAAGGCCACCGCCGCCUCCCCCAAAACCCAAAGCACUUUCAUCUCAACCAACUACAGCGACGAACUCAAGCAAAAAGCGAGGCUUAGGAUGGCCGUGGAAUGAACCUGCAGCCCAUUUUCAACUCUAUCAGCCAUACAUCACCACCGGCAAGAUAACAUGGCUUUUCAACUGGGAAGUCUGGGUGCCUGAAUCCCUUCCGUCUCAAGUCGAGUGGGUUCCAUGUGUGCGAACGCCAGCAAACGUCAAGGACGUCGACGCGUUCCUCAGCGACAUCAUCAACAAUCGAGGCUUCAAGACAUCAGCCCUCCUCGGUUUCAACGAACCGGAGAUUCCUGAGCAGGCGAACAUGACCGUGGAGCAGGCGGUCGAGCUGUGGAAGCAGGUCGUGCUCCCGGCGAAAGCGAAGUUCAACUUCCGCCUCGGUAGUCCUGGCAUGAGCAGCGAUGUUGGACGAAGUAAGCCUUGGUUGAAUUCGUUCUUGUCACAGUUGGGUGGCCAAGAUGGCAUUGACUUUCUCGCUGUACAUUGGUAUGGGCUGUCGUUCAACGACAUGCGCGCUUUUCUUGAGGACUGGCAUUCAACCUACGGCUUGCCGGUUUGGCUAAAUGAAUUCGCCUGCACCCGCAUGGGCAAUGGCGAAGCUACUGUUCAGGAAGUGGAGGCUUUUAUCCGAGAUGCUCUACCGUGGUUGGAUGCUUGUCCAUGGGUUGAGCGGUACGCAUAUUUUGGAAACCAUGAUACUGGAACUUGGGUGGGGAGAGCUAGCAACUUUACGGAGUCUUCGGGAGGUCAAGGGAGUCAGUUGACGAGUGUAGGAAGACUUUACUGUGAACUGUAA